AUGGCUCCGAAGCCUCCGCCACCGCCUGGCCCACCGCCACCGCCUGGGCCUCCUCCACCACCUAUUUUUGGAGGUGGUUCGAAAGGUGGCUCAUCCGAUGAUAGAAAUGCCUUGUUGAGUUCCAUAAGGCAGGGUGCGAAAUUGAAAAAAACAGUCACUGUUGACAAAAGUGGUCCAUACAUUCCUGGGAAAGUGUCAAAUGUAUCAAAUAGUACACCAUCUGUUGGAAAUGGAGUCAGAAGUGGAGCUCCAAUGCUGAAUGGAGGAGGAGCUCCACCGAGCCUUGGAGGAUUGUUUGCUGGUGGCAUGCCAAAGCUGAGGCCGACUGGUAAAUUUGGAGGAACAACACCAAACGGCCAAGUCAAGACAGACGCUCCUCGGUUUCCGCCACCGCAACAGCCACAGCAAACACAAAAAUCAUCUCCAGAGAAGACCAGGGCCGCACCAGUAGCAGCUGGAAACGUAGGAGCGUUGAGUGCUGCUCUUUCUGAGGCUUUAGCAGGAAGAGACAGAGAAAGUUCUAGAGACACUUCGAGAGAAUACGCUAGGGAGUCUCCGAGAGAUCACCCGAAAGAGCCCCCACCGGCAAGACCGGCGAUAAGACGGCAGCCUAGCGACAUUCGAGUUAGGGGUCCUCCACCGCAGCCACCUGUACAAAAACCAGCUAUGCCUUUGAGUUCUUCCGAUUCGGUGCUGACCACUGGUUCUAUAUCGGAUCGCAUAAAUAAUCUUCAGCAGCAGAAUGUUGAGCAGCAGCUGCCGCCACAUGUCGCCUCCACCCUGCACAGGAACAAGAGUUCCUUGCAUUCACAAGGACAGGCUCCUCUUGGUGGUAGUAUGACAUCUCUGACGUCAGCGCCUCCCACUCCGACACCUUCAUCGUCUCUGUCCACGUCCGAUUUGUCGGAGCGGCCGCGCGUGAGUCACGGCAAGCCCAAUCUGGCGCCGAAACCCCCCACUCUACCUGACACUAGGCCGUCGCCGCCGCCGAAGAAACUUAUUGUCAAUGGCAAAAUCGCCUCCAGGACGCAGAGCAUGAGGGUGCCCAGAUCGCCCCCCGUGUCUCCGCCGUCGCCACAAGCCGGGUACGGUCGUCCGCUACAGUUGCCGCCCGCUCCAGUCAAUCCUCCUAUAGGGACCAAGAAUCCGGCCUCGCAUUUCGGCACCCUCCGUGCGCCGCGCGGGCUGCGCCCCCCGGGCGUGUGCCCCCCGCCGCCGCCGGGCGCGCCCCCCGCGCCGCCGCCCGCGCCCCCCGCGCGCCACGCCUCCCUCGCGCCGCCCCCGCCCCCGCCCCCGCCGCACCACCGGCACAACCAGAGUGUGAACGGCGACGAGGCAGCCGCGCCCGCCCCGCCCGUCCGCGGCUCCUCGAUGCGUCCGUCGGACCUGGAGGCGAGAUUCGCGGAACUGUUCCAGGCGGCGAGCAAGUUCCCGCCGCCGGAUAAAUUCCUGCGCAUCUCCAAGGGGUACAGCAGCACAGCCGUCGCCGGUAAGUACACGUGAACCGUUCGACCGCCACCGGACGGUAUGUCAGUG
This is a messenger RNA of Diatraea saccharalis (sugarcane borer), 1536 nucleotides long. NCBI's taxonomy places the organism in Eukaryota, Metazoa, Arthropoda, Insecta, Lepidoptera, Crambidae. The record is from the annotation of a GenBank genome assembly.